Molecule: messenger RNA, 1587 nt
Organism: Cuscuta epithymum
Lineage: Eukaryota; Viridiplantae; Streptophyta; Magnoliopsida; Solanales; Convolvulaceae
Source: the annotation of a GenBank genome assembly
UGUGUGAUUCAUUCAACUGCUUUUUGAAAAGUGGGAAAAACUUGUCGGCUAGUGAUGGAUUCCACGCCAAUCUUUUUUUCCUUCACCCCACCCCACCCCUCCCCUCCCCUCAUCUUAUUCAGAUGUUUCUUCUCUAAGACUAACUAAUCACCAUAUUCCUGUGAUCUGCCAUUUUUCCACCUUCACUUUGCACAGGCAUGCUAAUUCUUGCUGUUUUUUCCUUUAAAGAUUACUUCUUUACAUGUUUUUAGUUUCUUGGAUUAAUCUGUGUCUUAAUUUGGGAAAUGCUAUAUAGUAAAGAAGUGCCUGAAAAAGGAGGGAAAGAUCUUUUUUUAGAAAUAUUGUGGCGCAUAAACAGAAGGUUUGAUUGAUUAAUUAGUUCUACUUUCUCUGCUUAAUGAAUUUCUGUACAGGAAGUUGAAGGAUACCUGUAUACAUCAUCAGCUAUGGGUUCUGGAGAAUGGUUUAAGAAGAUAAUCAAUUUGAAAAAAGAAAAAGACAGGAGAGGCAAAAAGGGAUUUAAAGGGACAACUUGGAGCAAACGCAACAAUUACCUUCUCAUGAAGGAGCCUCCUAACAUAGGAAAUGGCAUUUCAGAUUUAAACGUCAAGGCUCUUAGUAUGCCAGUUGAACAUAUAGCCGCAAUACGGAUCCAGAAAGCAUUCAGAGGACACAUGGCGAGAAAAACAUUACACCGCUUAAAAGUGGUAGCUAAAAUAAAGAUCCUCACUGAUGGAAAUCCAGUAAAAAGGCAAACCUUAACAACUUUGAGGUAUCUCCACAACUGGGCCCAAAUGCAAGCAGAGAUUAGAGGUCGACGUGCUUGCAUGGUAGUGGAGGGUCUACUCCGGCAAAAGAAGCUUGAGAAUCAGUCAAAGCUCGAGGCAAAGCUUCAGAAUUUAGAGGUGGAGUGGAGCAACAGCCCGGAAACGAAGGAGGAAGCUCUUGCGAGAAUUCAUCAAAGAGAAGACGCUGCGGUGAAGCGAGAGCGCGCCUUGUCCUAUGCCUUUUCUCAUCAAUGGAGGGCAAACUCAAAUACUAUGCAUGGAUGGAAUAACGUCUUACUCGGGCAGGCCGCUAAUUGGGACUGGAGCUGGACGGAUCGUUGGAUUGCUUCCCGGCCAUGGGAAAGCAGAAAAGGCCCUAAUAAGCUGAGAAGUAACAAGUCACUUAAGAGCCCAAAUGUGCCUGUUCAUGGGAAAGUAACUACAAAACCCCGCAGGCUAUCUAUUGAGUCAGGCCAGGAGCUUGCAGCCAUGAGAACCUCCCAACCUUGAGUUCUUCUGAAAACAGAGCCCUAUCUUUUUGGUGAUUGUUUUUUUUAAGUAUACUUGCAACCACUUUUGAGUUAUACAAAAGUAUAUUGUGAAUAACCAUAGAGAAAAUUAUUUAAUUGGUAGGAGUAUCCAUCAUUAUAUAAGUGUUUCCUUCUUAAAAAUGCUUUAAUUUACUCACCCACGUUUUGUAACACUUUUACGGAGUAUUUUUUUAUGCUAGCUUUUAAUAGAACCACAAGUCUUAGUUUGAAUGUUUGAUGGUAAUUUGGAGUAGUGGAACAUGUUACCCUAAUAUGGGGCUUCAUAGACG